UUUAUAUUAUUAAUGAGUUUUGCACUAAGUUAUGCUUUGGUGGGGUUCAACAAGUUAUUGUAUCUACUCCUUCUGGUAGAUACUAUGAAAUUGAUAGGGAUAGUAGUAUUAGGAAACUGUUGGGAAUGGUUUGUAGUGAUUACAAUGUUGUUGAUAUAUUUACUGUAGAGGAUUGUGAGUUGGCAGUGAAUGUACCUGAUAUUUUACAUUAUGGUGAGGAUGGAGGUGAUGAUGUUGCACUUGACCAUGAGGCUGCAACUGAUUGUAGCUCAACAGAUGAUGAGUUUGAUAAUGAAUCUGACUCUGAUUCUUCAGAGUAUGAUUCUGAUGAAUUAGAUUUUAUUUCAACUCAGAGGAGUAUGAGUAUAACUAAGCAGCUGCUGGAUUGCAAAGAACUAGAUAAAAAUAUGAGCUUUAAGGAUAUUUCUGAAGCUAGGAAGUGUCUGAAACUGUAUGUUAUGGCAAAUAAGAAAGAGAUAGUGCUUAAGAAGAGUGAUACAAGAAGGCUUAGGUAUGACUGUCAAGUAGGUUGUCCAUUUGUUUGCCUAAUUUUUAAGGAUGGGGAUUGUCCAGGGGUUAGAGUCAAUACACUAAAUCCAAAUCAUAAUUGUUUCAUUGCUUAUGAUAAUAGUAUUGUUGACUACUUCACUAUUGCACAUUAUUUUAAGAGGAAGUUGCAAGACAAUCCAAAAUAUAAAGUAAAAGAGAUGAGGGCUGAUUUGAGAGCUGCAUUUGAGCUUAAUGCAAGCCAUGGAAAAUGCAAGAGAGAAUAUACUUAUUUUGAAUAAGCUACAAGGAAGCUUUAAAGAUGAGUACAACAAGCUAGAGGGCUAUGUUAAUGAAUUGAAGAUUAGUAACCCUGGAAGUGAUAUAAUAAUUAAUUUGUCAAAAGAUGCUCUUCUUGAAGGUAAGAGGAGGUUCUUAAGAAUGUAUAUUUGCUUUCAUGCUUUGAAAAGGGGUUUUAAGGAAGGUAUGAGACAUUUCAUUGAAUUGGAUGGGAUAUUUCUGAAGGGAAAAGCUAAGGGUCAGCUUUUGGUUGUUGUUGGUCUUGACUCAAUGAAUCAUUUCUACCUUAUAGCUUGGGCUAUAUUGGACAAAAAAAUAAAGAGAACUUGGGACUGAUUUUUGGAAAUGCUAAAGAGGUCACUGGAGCUCAAGAUGGAAAUUCUUUUAUAGUUAUAUAUGUUUCUUUAAACUUGUGAUUGGUUCUUUAAACUAAUAUUGUGUUUCUUAUGAUUUGUAGGGGUUGGUUGAGGCAAUGAAAACUGUUUUGCCUGAUGCUAAUCAUAGUUAUAGUGUCAGACACAUUGAGGCUAAUUAGUGUAAAAGAUGGAGAUCUUGGAAAAUGAAAAAGCUGUUGUGGCGGAGUGCAUGGUGCACAUAUGAGGAGGAUUUUGAUGAUCAAUUGAAGAAGAUAGGGGAGAUGGAUGAAAAUAUAGUGAAAGAUUUGUUGCAUACCCUCCCCAGUCACAGUGUAUAGCAUUUUUGACAUUGUAUGCAAGAAUAUGUCUGUGGAUAACAAACUUUACAGAAUCAUUCAAUGCAUGGAUCCUGGAUGCAAGGUACAAACCUAUAAUUAAGAUGCUAGAGGACAUUAGGGUGAAGGUGAUGGAAAUAUUGAGAGAACAUGAGGACAAAGUGAAGUCAUGGACUACUAACUUUAGUCCUUAUGUCAUGAAACUUUAUGAAGGUUAUUUGAGGAUUGAGCAUAAAUGCAAGGUUCACUUUAAUGGUGACUAGGUCUAUGAAAUAUCUGAAGGGCCUGAUAAACAUACAGUAAACAUGGUCUUGAAGCAGUGCAGUUGUAGGGCUUGACAACUGUCUGGAAUACCAUGUCCUCAUGCCAUUAGGGAAUUUGUGUACAGAGGCCUUGAUCCUUUAAAGGAAAUACAUUGGUGGUAUAGCAAAGAGGCAACAUUAAAGACUUAUUCGCACAAGAUACUACCUGUUAGGGGAGAAAAAUUUUGGAAGGCAAUCCUUGUAGAUGCAAUGGAACCACCACAGAUAGUGGAGUUAGCUGGUAGACCUAAGGUGAAGAGAACAAGGCAAAAGGAUGAAGCAAUUAAGAAACAAAAUGAAUGGUCUAUGUCAAGGAAAGGAAGGGUUAUGAACUGGAGAAACUGUGGAGAGCCAAACCACAACUCACGGGGGUGUAAGAAGAAAAGGAAGACAACUGAAAACUAUGAAGAUAUUGAUGAAGACAUACCUUUGUUAGGGCCUGAACAAUCUCAAGCUAGUGUAGGCUCCAGCAAUCCUUUUAUGUUCAUUCCUACACCAAUUUUUUCUUACCUAAAAAGGCUCUAGAAAUCUGUUAGUUCCACAUGUUCUUUUCCAGUUAUUCCAUAUGAGGAAGACCCUGCUUUAAGGCCAAAAGUUACAUCAGAUAUGGGGACAAGGCUUCAAAUGAUACAGGAACCCAACAUUACAGAUGGAACAAGAGUCAUCAGCUUAAGAGGUGAUUCAACUGGUGUGAGUCAGCCCUCAAUUCUGUCAUACUCACUUAAAGGACUCGCAUGGAAGGGGAAAGAAUCUCUAACUACUAACAAACUGGAGAUGCAAGCGCAUGAGAAGAUUAGGAAGCUUAAGGCAAAAAAGGGGAAUUGAAACAUUGCUGGACAAUAUGUUUUUGAAGUAAUAGUAUUUUGUCUAAACAAAUUGGUUUGGGGCUGUAAUUUAUGACUUCUGACAGUACAUUUAACUCUAGUUUUAAAUGCUUUGUUGGUACUGACAGUUGGAUGUCAUAGUAUGACCUAGGUGUUAACUUGUUUUGGGGUUAAUAUGGCAUCCGUGUGUCAAUUUAACUGUAUAUUGACAGUUAAC
This is a messenger RNA of Nicotiana tabacum (common tobacco), 2820 nucleotides long. The record is from RefSeq and is a predicted model, not a curated record. NCBI's taxonomy places the organism in Eukaryota, Viridiplantae, Streptophyta, Magnoliopsida, Solanales, Solanaceae.